UUCAUUUCCCGGGUGGGAUCAGUUCAGGUUUGGUUCAGUACUGAAGCCCUAACGUGGCUCUCUCUGAGAUCUGACCAAACCAAGUCCUGCUGCUGCUGCGGAUGGAUACACAGACCUGACCGUCCUCCUCUCAGCUUCUCUCAGGUGUGCAGCCUUGACCAGGACCCCCCAUCAACACUGUCGACAUGAAGGUAAACAGGGAGGACUUCAUCCUGCAGGCUCUCCUCCUGAUCCACAUCCCUGUGGUCUGCCUCUUCACUGCAGUGUCUGGUCAGUCUGACAGCAGCAGCAGUGUGGUGGUGGCAGGGUAUAAUGUGAGCGCCCCCGCUGGGUCGAGCGUGGUGCUGCAGUGUGUGAGCGGUCGCAUGGUGUGGACGAGGGACAGGGUGAGGGACAGACAGAGAGUGGUCCACUGGGAUAUGUACCGGCCCCGUCCAGAAGAUACAAGGGAGAGGGUGCUGGACAUGUUCUCCGCUGGGGACCAGAGGAUCUACAACUCCUACAAUCAGGGCCGGGUCGGCCUCAGCCCAACAGCCUUCAAGGAUGGAAACUUCUCCCUGGUCAUCAAAGAUGUGACGAUGAAUGACAGAGGUCUGUACUCUUGUAACCUCCACCAUCACUACUGCCACCUGUACGAGACAGUCAGAGUACAGCUCAACAUCACUAAAUCACGCCGUAAAGAGCAGCGCUUCUGGGACGGACAGAAGGCGGUGUUCGUGGUGCUGCUUGGCAGUACUGUGGUGCUGCCGUGCAUCAACAGACGUAAUGUGUGGACGGACUGGAGCAACGAGGAGGAGGACCAGCAGGUGGUGCAUUGGGACCGUCAGUCGCCCGGCAUCCGCCACGACCGAGCCGACCGUCUGGUGGAUCUGUACGCCUCUGGAGAACAGCGGAGCUACGGGCCACUGUUCCUCCAGAGGAAGAUGAACAUCAGCAACCAAGCCUUCUCACAGGGAGACUUCUCUCUGACCAUCUCUGACCUGCAGAUCACAGACCAGGGGAUGUAUUCCUGCCACCUCCACCACCAUUACUGCGGUCUGCACGAGAGAAGAGAGUUUCAAGUCACAGUGGAACCACCAGUGAUUCAGACCACCCUGCCAGCCAAAGCUCUGCCCAGUGAGGACAAAGACACCACUAAGCCUGAAUCACCGCGAGUCAUCAAUGUUAUUCUGCCAGACCAGAGACAUCACUUUCUCCUGCCACUGGGCUACGUCCUCACUUCCUUCCUGCUCCUGGCAUUCGUUAUCCUCAUCAUCAUCCUCGUCACGUGCAGACGUAGAACCAAAGAGUAUUAUCCACAAGCAUCCAUGAGGUACAGCAGGAGUGAGAGCAGCUCAGAAGAAUUUGAGAUGGACGUCGCUGAAGUGAGUGCGUGCAGCCGAGAGGAGAGAAGAUUUGACUACAAGAACAACCUGCUGAAAGAGAAGGUCCACGCUGACGCUCAGCCGAAGGUCAUUGAUCUCGACAAAGAGAUGCAGAAGUUUUGUAAAUGAGGAAAUGACAAAAAGAGAAAUAAAAAAAGUGAAAUUGGAGUCACUGGCUGGUCCAGAGACUGCGCUCCAAACUAAACGCUGACUUCUGUCCUGGCAGAGGAGAGACAGAAAGAGACGAAAUGUUGUGAAAACAGUUAAAAAACAAAAAACAAAAGUCAGUAUUGAAAGCAAAAGAAAAACAGAUUUUCUCAUUCUACUUGAUCAAACAAAAAUAAAUAAAUAAAAUAAAACAAAGACUGGACUUGGACCACUGUUCAUGGCACAAUAGCGCCACCCAGAGGGGGAGUCUUAAUCUCUGACUGUUACACGAAAGAGCAACGUGGAAUAAAAGUUGACUCAGUUGUGAUUGAGUGAAUUUUGAAUUAUCAGUUAUUACAGCUUUGAUCGUUAUUCCUCACGUUUUAUUUUUAUUUUCACUUCUUUGUUUUUACUCUCAUAUCCAUCUUGGCUUAACUGACCGGACUGAAGCACCACUGAAGUGCUGUUAUCAGUGUCCAGUGCUUCCUUUGUAGGCUAUGAUUAACUGUUACAUUGCUAAAUGACCAAUGAUGCUGCGUAUGUAAAAAAUGUUUUUAAAGCUCAGAAUGUUUUUGUUUUUGUUGUGGAAUUACAUGUAUUAAAGUUUGAUACUGAUGUUGAA
Larimichthys crocea (large yellow croaker) is the source of this 2133-nucleotide messenger RNA. RefSeq names its product matrix remodeling-associated protein 8. Lineage: Eukaryota; Metazoa; Chordata; Actinopteri; Sciaenidae. The transcript has 12 exons. Bases 186 to 1493 code for a protein of 435 amino acids. The record is from RefSeq and is a predicted model, not a curated record. Gene Ontology annotation, cellular component: cell surface; membrane. Gene Ontology annotation, biological process: cell adhesion; cell differentiation.